CCCCUUCUCCGUUCGUUGUCCUUCUUUUCUUAUUUGCAACCCUAAUAGUAAUCGCGCCAUGGACAGUCAGAUGGAGCAAGAGCUCUACUUUCUGAUUGCUCGCUUUCUUUCAAAGGGACCUUGCCAGAAUUCGGCAGAGGCUCUGCUGUCAGAUAUUUCACAACAUCCACAUCUACUGCCAGCACGGUAUGACUGGAAGGGACAGAAGAGACCCUACUCAAGGGAGGAGCUGACAUCGCUCUUCGAAAACAUCGACGCAGACCAUUUGCCUCGUCUUCUUUCCAGACUCAUUGUCCAUGCAGAUGCACAAAUACCGCCACUCGUACCAGGAAUUCAGUCGCUGCUUUCAACAGGAGGGAGUUCGCUUCUUCGUGACAGGAACGAGACUGAACGGAUGAGGGCAAAUCAGGACAAUGUUGGUGGUCGUACGAUGCAAAAGGUCGUCUUCAACCGAAAAGGAACACUGCGGGAGAUCCCAACACUGGACUAUGUGCGUGGAAGAGAGACGAAAGGAUUAGCACUUCGAGCAUCAAAAGUGCCCCGCUUCCUGCCUUCGCUGUUUCAAGAACUUGUCAUCAUGAACGGACACCGAUUCCCUACGUUCUGCCUACUCUUUGACAGGACUAACAACCGAGUCAUCACCGGAAGCGACGACUAUCUGGUCAAGAUCUGGAGCGCACAGUCAGGAUAUCUCUUGUUCACACUUCGUGGACAUGCUGCUGUUGUCGCAUAUAUGGAUCUCAGUUCAGACAAUACCAUGCUCGCUACUGCAUCCGACGACGGCAUUGUUCGCGUUUGGGACCUAAAGACGUCGGCUCCUGUUGCUGUCCUUCCUACAGGAAUGAGUGGGCGCACGCGGAAACCGAUCACGACUGUCUCUUUCUCACCCUCGCCUAUACCCCAGAUUCGAUACUUGAUCGCGACAUCGAUCGACGGCUACACCUACGUUUGGAAAUACGACAGAGAUACGAAAAAGUUUCAAUUACCGCCCACGAUGUUGGACUGCAAGACCUUCAACGACUCAAAACCAAAAUGCUCAACCUGGAAUCUGACAGGAUCUCAGUUCGCAGUUGCAGGAACGGAUCUUUUCAUUCGAGUGUUUUCUACGAUCCAAGGAGGUCCUGAGGCGAUCAAGUCAGGCAAAAGACGAAAGUCAAAAUCAGAGACUGGUGCGACGGACGGGUCGAACUCUGCAACGGGAUCAUCUUCACCUAAUGCUGCCCAGCAGAAUUGGGGCGACCCAGUUCUGAUCGCCCAACUGGACGGCCAUGCAGGAGUCGUAACGAGUUUGAGCUACAGUCGGUUUGGCAACAGGCUGCUCUCAGGUUCAGUGGAUGGAUUUGUCAGGAUAUGGAAGUACGAUCAGCAGAGCAAGAUGUGGACUUCCAUGGCCAUUGAUGUCAGGGAUGAGCACAUUCAGGCUGACGCCACCAUAACUGCAGCAAAGCAUAUGAUGCCUUCACCAGUCGUUGGCGCCGUCCCAGUAAACCCAUUCUUGGUUCCGAAUGACGACGCCAAUAACACGGAUUCAGAAAUGAACGGGUCAGCAGCGGCCAGCCAAAGUCAGGCUAAUGACAAUGCAGCAGGGGAAGCACGGCCCUCAGGAGAUGAAUCAAGAAUCGUUCCUACGAUGGCGGCUUGGUCCAUGGACGACUCAGCUAUCAUUUUGACUACAUCUCUGGGUGAAAUUAAGAUUUUUGAUUCGACAACAGGAGGAUUGAUUCACACGCUCAGAGGCCAUACCAGAGGCUCGUCGAUCUAUGUUCUAGAUGUCCAUCCGCACGACCACAGGAUUUUGAUGACCGCUGGAUAUGAUGGCCAGAUCAUUCUGUGGGAUAUGGCCAAGGGCGUUAAACUCAACAGCUGGACAUACCCCGAACACGAAUUCCUAGACGGUCGUUUCUCGUCGGAUGGCUUGAUGUUUGCUGUGACCGACCAGGAGGGCAAAUGCAUUCUAUUUGGCGCAGGCAAAAACUUGGAUGAUUACAAGGACGCCAGAUGCUUUGCGGAACAAACCUUCUGGAGCGACUAUGCGCCUGUUCGGUACGACGCCGACCACAAUGUGGUGGACGACGCAACUCAAAUUGCUCCGCAUCUCAUGGAACGAACCCCUAUCCUGGACAAUAACGGACGCGACUAUGCUAAGCAAAAAGGACCCCGCUAUGGCCUUGACAUUCCCGUGGCGCUUCCUCCAGGGGUCCUUGAGAAGGAGGAAGCCAUGAAAAAGGAUCUACUUGAGCGUGAACUUGAGAACCUCGCUGAACAGACACUAGCUAUCCUCCCUGCGACGGACAAACGCAAGCUGUACAAGCGCAAGAGGGAGUUUAUUCUGGAGGACGAUGAUGAUGACGACGAUCCGAUGACGACCGAGGUCCCUAUUGUCCCUCUACCGAACGAAUCUAGUGACGAAGAAUAUGCAGGAGGUGCCGCAUCUGCAUCAUCUUCAUCUUCGGAAGAUGAGGGCGAUGAUAGCGAUUUGGCUCUUGAUGGCGAUGGUAUGCCAGCGUCAGCUUUCGUGGUCAAUGACGAUGAUGACGAUGAUGAUUACUUUGCCAACGGUCAAGGUCAAGGGUCACGGAAGAGACGGGCGGCGAGCUCAAGCGGCACGCCUCGGAAACAGCGCGCAGCGAGAAAGACAGGUAGAGCCAGGAAACGAUUGCGUCUUCGAGACAGCGAUGAGGACGAUGAUAACUUAGAAGACGACCUGGAUGAUGAAGAAUUGGAUUACGGCAUAGAGAGCGACGAUUAUGUUACUUCAAGGACACCGACGAGGAAGGGAAAGCGUGCGCAUAACCACGACAUCGGUAUGCCUUCGGGAAGCAAGAGCCAACGAAGUGCACGACCAAAAUCGUUUGCCAACGACGAUUAUCCUAGCGAUGAAGCAUUGGAGCACUCGGAUCAGGAAGAUGACGAUGAGGGCGUUUUCUCAGGAAGCUCUGCGGGCAGAUCAUUUUCUGGGAUGCCCAAUUCGGACACGUCCAUGCCAACGUCGCCAAAGAAGAAGAAACAGUGGCGAGGCAACGGCGGUAAGAAGGGCAAAGCUGUCAUACGGGAUGAGCAGACUACAGAAAUCCAGAAAUGGCUGCCGAGUGACUGGAUUAAAGUAAACGAGCCUCGCAAAUCCCCAUAUCAUCCUCAGAUAGGAGAUUAUGUCGCAUACCUUCGACAGGGUCACAGUCUGUAUCUCAAGGAAACACCGCUCCGGUCGAAACUGAACCUUAAGGCCGCUCCAUACAUCAAGGAUCCUUCGCUACCCUGGGUGACAUUCGGGCGCGUAUCACGCAUCACAUACAAUGUUGGCCCUCCUACAUGGUGCACUAUCACGCUGGAAGAGCAAAUUUUAUCUUCGGCUUGGGGAUACCCACCCACUCCCGAGUUUUCAACAUCGCGCAGACGCUUUGAAGUCGAGUUUCAUGAUCUGGGCGAAGUACCCGACUUUAUUGUGCUCUACUCGGUGUUCCAGGAGGGCAUCAAUGCCCACUACGAUGUAGGUGAGCAGAUCUGGGCGUCGUUUGAUGGGAGCGUCUAUACAGGAACGAUCUCUGGCCAUGUUAUUGAAGAUGAGAACUUUCCAGAGUCUCUCUGGAUGGCGUAUGAAGUCUCAUGGCCAGCAAACGAGGAUGUUACGAACCUUUCACCUUGGGAGAUGCAGCGUGAGGAGCAGGAAGAUGAGUCGUUGUAUCGUGAAGUCAUCCCUGAAAAAGAGUUCGAGCGUAUCGAAGAGAUUGUACAGCAUCUUUUGCGGAUGGAGGAAUUUCAGAUCUUCAAGUCAUCGGUCGACUUUGAGGCUUACCCUGACUACUGCAAAGCGGUGGCAUAUCCGAUAUGCUUGGAGUCGAUCCAGGAGCGUCUUGCAAGUGGAUUUUACCGAAGAUCGAGGGCCGUGCAGUUUGAUAUCGAGCUAUUAGAGAAGAACGCCCUAACAUAUAAUGAUCCACACAGCGGCAUCGCCAUUUUUGCAAAGCACUUGUCCCGCAUCUUUAAGACAAGUUUAGCAAAUUAUUCAAAACCACUUCCGGAUCAAAUCUACGUCAAGAACACAAGAAAGGAUGAGGACGAGGAGUUUGAUGGAUCGGGUAGUGAGAAUGAGAUGGUCGAUAUCGAGUCUGAGCCGGAGCCAGAGUUUGAAGAUGAGGAGGAGGAAGAGCAGGAUGACAACGCCUUCUUGGACGAUGACUCGUCUGAAGAUGAGGGCAGCACAAGAUCUCGUUCUCGGGCGUCAAAUCGGCGCAGUACCAUCCGGACAUCUCGCUCGAGUCGAAGACCUGGCACAUUUUCCGCGUCAGCAGCAGCAGAAGCGGUUGGCUCUUCUGCAAAUGGAUCACGGAGGCGACAGAAUAACGGAAGGUCCAAUGGAAGCAGCAGCGGACGAGGGCGCCACAGCAAAUCCAAGAAGAGGGAUAAUGGUGAUGAUGCUGACGGCGACGAAUAUGAAGACGAUGACGAUGAUGAUGGAGAGUGGGGUAAGGGUAGAUCGAAAAAUAGCACUGCUACCAUGGCCAGCAAUGGAAGCAGCAACUAUCGCCGUGGACGUCAUUUUGCGAGGUUGGAUGAUGAUGAUGAUAGCGAGACGUUCAAGGCGGAGGAAGAAGGUGAAAGUGAGAGGAAGAUCGGAGGGCAGCAUUUUCAGGAGGAUAACGACGAUCUGGGCGACUUCCAGCAAGAGACGACGUUCUCGCCCUCGUCUUCGAUGCGUGUGUCAAGAAGCAGGCGCAAGAAGACGAAAAUUGUAGAUAGCGAUGAAGAUUAUGUAUCAUAGUAGAAUCGGAAAUGCAAACACAUAAACCACUUAACAAGUGCAGCU
Messenger RNA from Gamsiella multidivaricata, 4804 nucleotides. RefSeq lists its product as uncharacterized. The coding region runs from base 59 to 4759 and encodes 1566 amino acids. NCBI's taxonomy places the organism in Eukaryota, Fungi, Mortierellomycota, Mortierellomycetes, Mortierellales, Mortierellaceae. Gene Ontology annotation, cellular component: nucleus. Gene Ontology annotation, molecular function: protein binding. The transcript is spliced from 11 exons. Gene Ontology annotation, biological process: regulation of cell shape; regulation of transcription by RNA polymerase II; cytoskeleton organization. The record is from RefSeq and is a predicted model, not a curated record.